AUGUUCGCUCACCCCAACUCAUCGCCAGGUCCGCACGGUGGCGGCUUGAAGCGCCUGCAUGAGGAUGACUCGGCAGACCUGACCAACAGCGGCGCCUGUGGCUUUGGUGAGCAUCGCAAUAAACGCCAUCAUGCUCUUCCACUCCGAUCCUCCCCUUUGGCCAAGCGAUCUUCGCCGCCACCAAGCUUUCAACCCCUCUCGUUCACCCAGUCGCCGCACUCGCCGCCUCGCAACAUUACACCAGUGUCUGACACCGAAGGCACGGUGAACAAAAUGGACGGCUAUCAAGAAUCUUUCGGACAAGCUCAGAAUGGUCAGGGUUGGACGAACCAGCUGCUGCAGUCGACAGAAAUGGAUACCGAUAUGGGAAUGGCGGGCGUGGAGACAGCAGAAUCAACGAGCCCGAACCACCUCCGACCUGGAGCUUUCCAGCCAGAUCCCAUUGCGCCCACCAUUGCCGGCAGGAUGCCCACGCCGAUCCAGCCGAGCUUUGCGGCUCAGGUUCGAGGAAACAAUUGGGGUGGCGCUGCCGGUAAUAUCAUGCAGACCAGCUCCGGCAUGCAGCAUGGUCAUUCGCAACAAACGACUUCCAGUGAGGACACUGGGUACCAGGGUGCAGACGAAUCUACGCCUCGAAGUCUGAACCAGGGCAGCAUGUCUUCGUGGAAUCCGAUCCAGAACAGACCCCUGCCCUCUCCAAUCAGUGAAAGUGGUGGUGAGGAUGUGGGCAGUCCUGAUAUGAUUCUUGACAAUGUCUCACAUUUUCGCGCCCAGCAUGCCGCUGCCUUCUCCAACAUGCCACCACGUUCGGACUCAACCAUGAGUCUUCCAUCGUAUCUACAUGAUGGUGCUCACGACUUGGACCACCACCACAACAACACGGAACAUGGAAGCCCGCCAGCAAGCGGCGUCAACGCUAUGGAAACUGACUGUCCCACGACGCCAUCCCCUAGGAAGGGGCACACGCGGAGCAGGCAUACUCUCAACAAUUGGACCAUCCAGCCCGGCAUGAAAAAGUCAUUCAGUAUAGGGUACCGAGCAGACUGCGAGAAAUGCCGCAACAAGGUUCCUGGACACUUCAACCACAUCAUUGUUUCUUAG
This is a messenger RNA of Thyridium curvatum, 1101 nucleotides long. RefSeq lists its product as uncharacterized. Bases 1 to 1101 code for a protein of 366 amino acids. The transcript has 2 exons. The record is from RefSeq and is a predicted model, not a curated record. Lineage: Eukaryota; Fungi; Ascomycota; Sordariomycetes; Thyridiales; Thyridiaceae.